AUUUGUGAAGUAAAAGUUAAAUAGCAAUUAAAGUUUGUUAAAAUACUAAUUGUUAGAAAAUCGAUAAAAUAAACAUUAAAGUAAACGAGUAACUUUACAAGCUGCAUACAUACAUACAGCAUUAAUAAUAAACCAAACGAAGCAGUAACUUAAAAGUAUAAGCUUGAAAAAUUACGUGGCGAAAGUUAAGUAAAGAAUUUUGUGGGAAAAAAAGUGCAGUGCUGUGAGACCGUAGCAGCGGGCUGAACAGCAUUUUGGCAAAGAUAUCUAAACUGAAAGAAAGAGAAACAGUAACCAAAAGGAAGGAAGCAAGCAGAAGAGAGAAAAACGUGAAAAUUUUACAGCGAAAUAAAACCGAAAAGCAAAGAAUACAACACUAUACACAGAUUCAAACACUUAGAUCCAGGUACACAUACGGACACAUACAUAUAAACGUACGAGCACGCAAAGCUAGACAGAGAAAGGAAAACCAGACAGUCACACACACAAGAGAUAAAUUAGUCCGUCUUAAACAGGCGAGCAGAGCGAGCAAGAAAAACAAAGAAGACGAAAAUCAAGAAAUUUGCAUGGACAGAAAACAAGCAGGCAAGCGAGAGCUUUGAAUAAACAAAUAAAUCGAGCAUACAGCGUGAAAUUCCGCAUAAGGAUAACACAAAAAAGAAAAAAACUAAUUCUCAGAUUCAUUUUGCCAAGAAGACGGAAGCAUUAUAAAAGCUACGAUUUUUUAGGAAAAAAAAAAGAAGAAAUUGUUUCGAGUGAAACUAGUGAAAAUUUUCUAUUAAUUUUGGCAAAAAUCAGUAACGAAAUUUAUUAAGCGAAAAAACUUAAGAAAAAGGUAUUGGUGUGUGCAGUAGAUUGCUAAAGAACUAAACAGAGAUAAUGAACAACAAUAAUAAACGCAAAAAUCGCCCCACUGGCGGCGGUGGCGGUGGCAGUGGUUCUGGUGGUGGUAUGUCAAGAUAUUCAAACGAUAACAGACCAUCUAAUAAGACGCAGCGUCCUUCGGCUCAGGGCGUUUACAAUAAUGCGUAUUUUAUGCAUGCCGCUACCGCUUUAGUUGGUAAUGUAGUUCAAAUGCGUUUAAGGUCUGGUAACAUAUAUGAAGGUGUCUUUCGUACGUUUUCGCAAGGUUUCGAUGUAGCUCUUGAGUUACCGUCAUGCAUUAAAUCAAGUAAAAACGCUCCAGAGGAGAUUAAAUCUGUUCCAAAUUUUAUGAUAUUUCCCUCUGAUACUGUCGUUAGCAUUUCGGCCAAAGAUUUUGAUUCACAAUAUGCCACAGUAGGAUCUUUCCAAACCGAUGCCGCGAUUUCUGAAAAGUGUAACGGCUCUCGCUUUGAUGAGAAAGAAUUGGAACCUUGGGAUCCUGCAGGCAUGAAUGGAGACGUUGACAUAGAAUUGGAAGACGCGGCCAAUGGCUGGGACGCGAAUGAAAUGUUUCGAAAAAACGAAAAUCAAUUCGGUGUACAAUCGACUUUCGACGAUUCAUUGUCGUCGUAUACUGUGCCGCUAGAUAAAGUUGAUUCGGAGGAAUUUAAGGAACGUGAAGCCCGAGCUGAGAAGUUAGCUGCCGAAAUUGAAAAUAAUCCAGCCUAUCGUGAUCGUUUAGAUUUGGAAAAUGGCGACGAAGAAGCCAUGUUCGCUGCUGUUGCUAGACCCUCACUUGACACAGAACGUGAUCGGGAAAAAGUUCACGAGCGUGAACGCGAGAUUGAAAGGGAAAAGGAACGAGAUUUGGAACGCGACCGUGAGCGCGAGCGCGAUCAUAGGGAUGAGCGUGAGCGAGAACGUAAACCGCGCUCUGAAGGUCCCGUCAUGCCGGAACGUUAUAUAAGCAAACCGUCGCGGAAUAUUUCCGGUCCGCCGCCUACUACUGCCAUGUCCGGCCAAUCUAUUGGGUCGGGACCUUCGCCACGGGGCGCUCAUAACAGCCACGAACGUGACUUGAUAAGCGACCGUGGCGAACGUAUGAUGAGCAAUGCUAACGCUUCAGCAUCAACAUCGUCUACGUUGGGCCAGUCGAACUCCACGCAAACACCCGCUGGUGGUAUGAUGGGUGGAAUGAAGAGCUCGACGGUCCCAGCCUCAAAUCAAAUAAAUAAUAAUAUGAUACAACAAGACGGUGCUGGUGGUGGUGGCGGAGUCAAUAAGUACGUCGGUGGUUCGAUGAUGAAACGCAAAUCCAAUCCACAAGGGCAAAAAUUGGUGCGUAACACUCCGCCCCCGAACAGUGGAAACGGACCAAAUCAAAUGGCUACAUCAAGCGGCGGCGGCAACGGCGGUAUGCCUCAAAACGGUUCGGGAGUGGGUAACAGUAAAAGUACCAUUUAUCAAUCGGUAUCCAUGCAGACUCAGCAGCAAAAUACUUACCAGAGUUUUACGGCGGUAAUGCACGGUGGUGGUGGUAGUGGACAAUAUCGAGGCUCUUCAAAAUUGAAUGGCGAUAGUGCGUCCAGUGGAAGUGGUAGCGGCGGUAAACCUUUACCUCAAAGACCAAUGCGUCAAUAUUCGGGAUCAUCUACGAACUCCAAUCUAAGUUAUGGUAAUGACGUUCAAAAUCAAACAAGGCAUUCAAAUCAUGGACCUUUGCAUGGUGGCCCCGGUCAGCAAUCGAGUAAUAGUAAUUCGCCACCGCUGCAGACAGGAGGCAGCACUCAACCUCCACCACCGCAACCGCAACGCCAAAUGCGUUCACGAGACAGUCAGUUGCAAGAAUUGCGACAAUUCGGUCAAGAUUUCCAGUUGUCAAACGCUACAUCAACUCCCGGAGCAGUGAUCCAAACUCAACAGCCACAAGCAAUAAGUUCGCAGCAGCAAACCACUCAGCAUAUGAAUGUUGGUAAAGGUCAUCAUCAACCGCAGCCUCCAGUCUCACCACCGCAGCAACAGCAACAACAGCAACAACAUAUGUCACAACAUGUGACUACUCACAUAGUAACGACGCAGCAACACAGUGUUUCUAUGCAACAUGUACCGCAACAGCAUCAAUCGGCAGUACAGCAACAUCACGUUAACCCUCAGCAGCAGCAGCAGCAGCAACAACAGCAGCAACAACAACAACAACAGCAGCAGCAGCAGCAUUAUGUGCCAGCUCAUUUGCAACAACAACAUGGGCAACAAUCAUCGUCGUCUCACAUGCAGCCGCAACAAACAUCACAACAACAGCAGCAAACCCAGAAAUCAUUACAUGUGACGCACCAGGUCGGACCGCAAAAUAACAUUACGAUGCAACAACAUAAUUUAACGCAACAUCAACAUCCCCCUCAGCAGUCACAGCAACCGCAACUUAUGCAACAAGAGCAGUCUCCGCAAAUCCAUCAGCAGCAAAAUGUGCAACAUCAACAUGCAGCAUCUCAAGUUUCACCGCAACAGCAAACACAAACAUUGCACCAAAAUGUUGUGGCGACGGCGGGCAACGGUCAAAACCAGCAUCAGCACCAACAACAACAGCAAAGUUCUCCCUCAAUAUCAGACAACUGUACAACGCCUAAUCAACAGCAACAACAGCAAACAUCCCUUAGCAAAGCAGACAAUAUGUCAGCAGCCACAUCUUCAAUCCUUGAUAAGCAUGCAUCGCCAACGGGCAGUAAUCCUGCAUCAACAAACACGACCAGCACGAAUACAAGUAAUAAUAACACAACUGCUGCGCCGGUUAAAAAAACACAUGUACUGAAUCCCUCAGCCAAGCCGUUUACGCCUCGUAGUCCCAGCACUCCAAAUCCGUCAAGACCUCAUACCCCACAAACACCGGUGCCUCUGGCAACGCUUUACACACCAGCGGGUGCGCCUAUAGCGGCCGCAGUACCCGGACAACAAACGCCAGUCUACAUGAUGCAAAGUCAACAGUCAGCUGCGGCAUUCCAUGCGCCCACUCAUCCUCAAGCUGGUCAGCAACAGCGUAUGCGGCGCAGCAAUUAUGGACCCUUGACACCCUCACAAAUGCAUGCUUCAGCUGCUACGGGCCAACCGCUGCUGGCUACCGCCCCAUUGCCUACACAGUUCAUACCGUAUCCUCAAACCCCUCAUGCGCCACAUUUUCAAUCACAACCGUACGCGCCAACAAUGGUACGUAUGUACGAGCCGCAACCAUUGCAAUUUUUGACACAAACGCCACCUUCAACUACUCCUUCACCGGGCCAACCGCAUCAAACGUUUCACCCACAACCACAACCUUCCCCUGCUGGCGGGGGACCACAGCCUACAUUUGGACCACAGACUCAGCCGCAGUACCAUGUCAUGUGUCCCCUGACGUUACAUCCCACACAAUUAAUGCCUACACCAUAUUAUCCGACCGCGGCACCGCAACAUCCACAACAAGGUCAGCAAUUUCAGAUCUUGAUGCCACAACAUCCAGCACAAUAGAGUACGGAUGAUAAAUUACACGCCACCACAUAAACGAUUCACAAUAUAAUUGAUUUAAUAUAAAUAAAUAAAAUGAGAAAUGGGGAAGGGGAAAAAUUAAUCCCUAUUCCUGCCAAAGAAGAAAAGAAGAAGAUGAAAAAAAAGCGAUGUAAAAACACAAGCAUAAAUUUCGGGAUUACUUUGUGAACGUUUUCAAUCCUGCAUUAUUCAUUCUGACUAUCGUGCGAAGGGGAACAAUGAAGGGAGAUAGAGAAGGAGAACAAUAAAGGAAACAAAAAAAAAAAAAAAAAACAAAGAAGAAAAACAAACAUCAAAUGCAUUAAUGAAAAAUACAAACUUAGAAAAUGCGCUGUUAACUGUUGAAAGCAAGUAAAUGCUCUUUUAAAAAAGCAAAAAAAAAAAAAAAAAACAAAAAAAAAAAAACCACAAAAAUUUAUGAUUCCACUUUAAAAAUCGUUCGAUCAUUUUGUUAGUUUAGCCGCCGUCCGCUAUAUGUCGUGUUAUAUUUCUUUCAUAAUUCAUUUUAUUAUUUUUUCUCGUGUUUUAUUAUUACUUUCAUACAAUUUUCAUAUUUCGUCCUUUCUGUCUAAAUUAAUAUCUUACAAAAAGAAAAAAGGAGAAAGAAAAAAAAAAAAAAAAAAAAAGGUGGAAAGCCUGUUGAUGUUGAUUGAAAAGGAAUUUGAAGUUUUUCGAAAAUUGAAAUUUUUUUUUUUUUUAAAUGCUGUUAUGUUUAUGUCUCAAGGCAAAUGUACGUUUUUCAACUGAUUUCAAUUUCAAGUUAAAUGAAAGAAAAGCAAACAUAAUAAAAUCA
Molecule: messenger RNA, 5170 nt
Organism: Glossina fuscipes
Lineage: Eukaryota; Metazoa; Arthropoda; Insecta; Diptera; Glossinidae
Product: ataxin-2 homolog
Exons: 4
Coding region: 880-4359 (1159 amino acids)
Biological process (GO): cytoplasmic stress granule assembly
Cellular component (GO): cytoplasmic stress granule
Molecular function (GO): RNA binding
Source: RefSeq, a predicted model, not a curated record